UGCAAUAUAUUUGUAACAAAAAUAAAAAAAAUUCGGCCAAAACGUAACCUGGUCAUUCACAUCGGACCUGUUUCCGAAAAGCUAUUUCUCUCCUCCCCAUCCUACCACAGCGCCGCCCAUUCGCCCAGCGCUCUUCCCUCACCGACAGGCGACACCGGCGGCCGUCCCACAGGCCACAGGUCCCCCACGGCCCCACCGUCAUCGCGCCGCGCGCCCACUACGAGAAGCUGAAAGGUGAAGCUUGUGGAGUUGCUACUUUGUCAUGGUGAAUGCGACCAGAGGACUCUUAAUUUCGUGCGACAUACCCAUGGCGCAGUUUAUCAUCAGUAUGAACAAUUCCAAGCCAUCAAACCAGAAAUUCAUAAUACAUGUCCUUGAUGAUACUCACCUGUUUGUGCAGCCUCAUGCAACUGAAAUGAUAAGGAUCGCCAUUGCUGAAUUCAGAGAGGCAAAUACUUAUGAAAAACCUGCUUGAUACAACUCGUUGCUAUUCUAACCCUUUGUGAGAAUUUCUGUUUUUAAUUCUACUCAAGUGCUAAUGCGACGUAGUAUGUUUUUAUUUUCAGGCAUUGUAUUCUGUUUCAGAAAUUUUAUACGAAAUAUUGGGUUAAUAUAUGGAGUAAAUUUUAUUUACAAGCAUGUCAGUUAUUAUUUUAAUGAUGUAAAAGAGAGAAAAAGAAUGACUUAGACCCUGUUCUUUUGGACUUAAUUGCAUUUUCAUUCAGUUUAACUUAA
This is a messenger RNA of Spinacia oleracea (spinach), 735 nucleotides long. RefSeq names its product general transcription and DNA repair factor IIH subunit TFB5. Gene Ontology annotation, biological process: transcription by RNA polymerase II; nucleotide-excision repair, preincision complex assembly; nucleotide-excision repair. Lineage: Eukaryota; Viridiplantae; Streptophyta; Magnoliopsida; Caryophyllales; Amaranthaceae. Bases 263 to 475 code for a protein of 70 amino acids. The transcript has 3 exons. The record is from RefSeq and is a predicted model, not a curated record. Gene Ontology annotation, cellular component: transcription factor TFIIH holo complex; transcription factor TFIIH core complex.